AUGUCUGCACAGCAGGACCUUGCAGCAGAAACAGCACCUAAAGACUGCCCCAGAUGCCAACGUCGACGCAUCAAGUGUGAUCGCGGUCUUCCUGGCUGCAAAAAAUGUGCAAAGCGCAGCCUGGAAUGCCCAGGCUAUGGCUUGAGAUAUAAAUGGGUCCAAGGGGUCGCCAGCCGAGGGAAGCUGCAGGGAAAGUCGAUCCCCGUGCGAAAUGAAACGACACCCACAGCUGUCGCAACUCUGGCUGAUAGCCAUAUUUUGCCGUCGCUGUCCAACCCUAUGUUAGCCGAGGCCCAAACACCACAUGUCUCGCGGUUGAUUCCUUAUUUCCAAGAACGGGUUGCCCGCAGACUGGCAUGGGUGGAUGGGCCGGAUAACCCUUGGCGACUGAUGGUUAUGCCCUUAGUCGAGACUUCCGAAACAGUGCUCUCAUCUGUCCUUGCACUUACGGCACAUGAUCUGGCAUCUCAAUAUCCUCAUCACGAUCCUUGGUAUGGGAAGUUCCAGGCGAUAUCGAAAUCCUACCAAAACAAAGCUCUUGGCCUUUUGGCUCGAGAACUAGGUCUACUGCGUACAUCAUCUGCCUCCCAACCUAACACCGGAACCGCAUCUACUCUCACUUUGGCAUCUGUGAUUAUUCUCUGCAACAACGAGCUGUUGACGGCACAGACGGCGGGAUGGCGGGUACAUCUCCAAGCUGCGCGGGAGGUCAUUCGAGCAGAAAUAGAUCGACCGUAUCUACAACGAAGGGCGAAUCGCAUUGAAGAAUUUUUCAUACAGGAAUUCUAUGCGACGUCGGUGUGGACUCAAGUGACGACCUUUAAUGAGAUAGACGAGAUCGUGCAAAACCCUUUGGCUAGCAGUAGGGAUGCAGUCUUCACGGACUUCAUUCGGAUUAUUCACCAAAUUACUCAGGCAGAGCGUCUGAAGACUCGUUCUAAACUCCUGCAAAUGUCUCAAUCAUACCCCAUGCCAACCAUCGACAUCUAUACUGAACUUGAGCUAGCAAGAGGAAACGCCAUUCGCGUCAGUAAAAACAUACAAUUCUGGUCCGACACUGACCAGUGCAAUUUUGACCAUCUCGUGUGGAUGUACCACCACGCAUGUCUCAUAUACAGUUGCCAAGCGCUCUCAGAUCCCGCGACUGUCAAGUCAGUUAUCAAGUGCUCUCGCGAUGAGAUUCUAUCACAUUUGCAUUCUCUUACAGGGACCGGGAACGAAACAUUUGCGCAGGAUCUUGUUUGGCCACUCUUCAUUACUGGAACUGAAGUUCGAGAAAGCCGAGCCAGGCAGAAGAUCAUUGAGCGUGAACUCACAACAGUGAUGCGUAUCAGUCGCAUUCUUGAUAGGCAUCGCGUUCUGUCAUUCCUGCAAACCUGGUGGAACCUGCAGGAUGAUCAAUGCACGUCAUGGAUUGAGUGGGCCCGCAAGCAGUCUUUGGGAUGUGACUUUUUGAUAGUGUGA
Molecule: messenger RNA, 1464 nt
Organism: Aspergillus wentii DTO 134E9
Lineage: Eukaryota; Fungi; Ascomycota; Eurotiomycetes; Eurotiales; Aspergillaceae
Product: Zn(II)2Cys6 transcription factor
Exons: 2
Coding region: 1-1464 (487 amino acids)
Biological process (GO): positive regulation of transcription by RNA polymerase II
Cellular component (GO): nucleus
Molecular function (GO): zinc ion binding; DNA-binding transcription factor activity, RNA polymerase II-specific; transcription cis-regulatory region binding
Source: RefSeq, a predicted model, not a curated record